ACGGCCCAAGAGUGGGCGUCUGUCAUGGCCCCCGGGGGCGGGGAAGGACUUUUGACGUGGGGUGUCUGUCUCCACGCAGUCGGGGAACGCGGGGGUUGGGUCGGCGCAGCUUCCCCGAUGUCUCUUCGGACCAAAGAGGGAGGGACAGUGAGGAGGAGAGGAUCCACGUCUGCGCUUUUGGACAAGCCGUGACCGUCCCCCUACUACCACCGGUACCGGGAGUGUCCGCCGUGGGCCUUGGGCGCGUUUUACUUUAAGGAGACUGACGCUCGGAGUGCGACCCCCAGCCCGAGGUCACGUCCCUCCCCGGGCAAGGCAAGGUGGGUGGUCGGCGGAGCCCGCGGGAACGGUUCGGGUCACCCGCCUCUCGGCCGGGGUGGCUGCGGCGGCGCUGAUGGACCCCGCGCAGGGCUGUGUGACCUUUGAGGAUGUGGCCAUUUAUUUCUCCCAGGAGGAAUGGGGGCUCCUUGAUGAGGCUCAGAGACUCCUGUAUGGUGAUGUGAUGCUGAAGAACUUUGCGCUUAUGGCCUCACUGGGACUUUCGUCUUUCAGGCCCCAUGUAGUUGCCCAACUGGAGAUGGGGGAAGAACCCUGGGUGCCUGACAGAGUGGACAUGACUCCAGCCUGGGCAAGAGGGUCUCAUACAGGACCUAGCUUUGCUCCCUCUACAGCACUCUUCAACAUUGGCCUACACUUAAUAUAUUGUGAGAUGUGCACAUUUCCUUUAAUAGUCCUUGAACACCAACUACUCAUUGGCAGUCGGAUUUUCCUGGGCCUGGACACAGCUUCUGCACAGUCCUCAUGGGUUACCAGCAGCCACGGCCCUGCUGAAAGGCCUUUACAGAGAAGUUUUUGGCAUGGAACGGAGGGUAAUGAGUCACCUUCUCGGCAUGGUGUUUCUGUAGAUGUGUCACAGGACUGGAAUCCCAAGGCAGGUCUCGCCACCCAGAAGGACUAUUCCUGUGACAUAUGUGGCCUACUCUUGAAAGACAUUUUUCACCUGGCUGAACACCAGGCAACACAUCCUGGGCAGAAACCAUAUAUAUGUGGGGCAUUUGGGAGAGGGUUCAGGUUCAAUGCAAACCUUCACCAGCAACAGAUUCAACAGAAUGUGGAGAAGCCCAUCAGAAGAGAUGAGGGUGGGGCCUCAUUUAUGAAGAGCUGCAGGAGCCACAUACCAGAAAAGCCUUUCAUAUGCACAGAGGUUGGGAAGGACUUGCUGGCCAGAUCAGGCUUUCUCCAGCAUCAGGCCACUCACAGUGCUGGGGAACCAUGUAGGAACACCAAAGAUGUGGUGAGUUUUCACACUGUGCAAAGGCAUUGUAAGUGCAGUGAAUGUGGGAAAGUUUUCACCAACAAAUCUACACUUGUUCAGCACCAGAGAAUCCACACUGGAGAAAGGCCUUAUGAGUGUGGCGAAUGUGGGAAAUUCUUUAGACAGACUUCUACCCUCAUUAUACAUCAGAAAAUUCACACUGGAGAAAGGCCUUAUAAAUGUAGUGAAUGUGGGAAAGCCUUCAGCCGUGAAACCAGAUUUAUUCAGCACCAGAAAAUUCACACUGGAGAAAGGCCUUAUGAGUGUAGCGAAUGUGGGAAAAUCUUUAGUCACUGCUCUGGCCUCUUUCAACACCAGAGAGUUCACACUGGAGAAAAGCCUUAUGAAUGCCAUGAAUGUGGGAAAUUUUUUAGCCACAUCUCCAGUCUCAUUAAACAUCGGAGAAUUCAUACUGGAGAAAUGCCUUAUGAGUGCGGUGAAUGUGGAAAAUUCUUUAGCCAAAACUCCAAUCUCAUUCAACAUCGGAGAGUUCACACUGGUGAAAGACCUUAUGAGUGUAACCAAUGUGGUAAAUUCUUUAGCCAAAGCUCCAACCUCAUUAAACAUAGGAGAGUUCACACUGGUGAAAGCCCUCAUGAGUGCAGUGAAUGUGGGAAAGCCUUCAGCUACAACUCCAACCUCAUUAAACAUCGAAGGGUUCAUACUGGAGAAAGACCUUAUAAGUGCAAUGAGUGUGAAAAAUUGUUUAGCCACAUUUCCAGUCUUAUUAAACAUCGGAGAAUUCACACUGGUGAACGGCCUUAUGAGUGCAGUGAAUGUGGGAAGUUGUUUAGCCAAAGCUCCAGCCUUAUUAACCAUCGGAGAGUUCACACUGGUGAGAGGCCUUAUGAGUGCAGUGAAUGUGGAAAAGCCUUUAGUCAAAGUUCUGACCUUAUGAAACAUCGGAGAGUUCACACUGGUGAACGGCCUUACGAGUGCACUGAAUGUGGGAAAGCCUUCAGCCAAAAAUCAAAUCUGAUUCAGCACAAGAAACUUCAUAAACCAGAUAGAACUUAUUAGUGCAGAAAAUAUGGGAAAACCUUCAGCCAAGGCCUAGCAUCAUUUGGCACCAGAACAUUCACACUGGAGAAAGGCCUUAAGAGUACAAGGAAUGUACUCCCUGGUUUUUCACCAUGACUCACACCAGAGAGAAGAUCUGAGAAUAGCCUUUAUGAGAGAGCCAUCAGCCAGAAAGUUAAACAUUGUUCAUCUUAAUAUCCACACUGGGGAGAUUUCUUUUGAAUGCUAGGUAUGUUGGAAGCUUUCUGGAGCUAUGUUGCAUUAUCUGACCAUGGACCUGACCAGAGUUUUGUCACUGCCAGUGUUUGUGGCAGAACCAUCUCAGCUGUAUCAGAGUGUAUGUCAGCCACUCCACUGUGUUUAGGGAAGGCAGACCUAUGUUUGCUUUCAUCCCUGAAGGGAAUUGUGAAGGAGUUGGUUCCUUUACUUAUGACUAGUUUAGCUGUGGAUAUGACCCAUCUUUGGCCACAAAGACCUAAGCUGGGUUCUGCUAGCAGCUUGCAGAGGCUUCCUUUUUCAAGGACAUUUGUUGGAUUUAUGUUGAAAGUAUCCAGCUUCCUGGUUACCCAACCCAACAACUAUCUGCUUUACAUUGUUCUGCUUCAUGUGAUAAUAAAGGCCUUAUUGUUAAAGCCACCUUUAA
Choloepus didactylus (southern two-toed sloth) is the source of this 2978-nucleotide messenger RNA. RefSeq names its product zinc finger protein 792 (gene ZNF792). The transcript has 5 exons. The record is from RefSeq and is a predicted model, not a curated record. Gene Ontology annotation, biological process: negative regulation of transcription by RNA polymerase II; regulation of immune system process; regulation of cytokine production. NCBI's taxonomy places the organism in Eukaryota, Metazoa, Chordata, Mammalia, Pilosa, Megalonychidae. The coding region runs from base 395 to 2335 and encodes 646 amino acids.